Molecule: messenger RNA, 954 nt
Organism: Raphanus sativus (radish)
Lineage: Eukaryota; Viridiplantae; Streptophyta; Magnoliopsida; Brassicales; Brassicaceae
Product: dehydration-responsive element-binding protein 1F
Exons: 1
Coding region: 132-740 (202 amino acids)
Biological process (GO): regulation of DNA-templated transcription
Molecular function (GO): DNA-binding transcription factor activity; DNA binding
Source: RefSeq, a predicted model, not a curated record
UAACUUCUCUGUUUCAUAACUCCCAGCAGAACACAAAAACAGAACAUAAGUUUAACAAAAAAAAAAACACUUUUCGUUCGGACAAUCUAUAACCACUUUGCACCUACAUCAUUACAAGAACUAGUGUUGUAAUGGAUAACAACGAUGGGAUCAUUCUUGCCGAGAUGAGGCCGAAGAGGCGUGCGGGACGCAAAGUGUUCAACGAGACACGUCACCCAGUCUUCAGAGGAAUACGCCGGAGGAACGGCGACAAAUGGGUCUGCGAAGUCCGAGAGCCCACGCACCAGCAACGCAUCUGGCUCGGGACUUACCCUACGGCGGACAUGGCCGCGCGUGCGCACGACGUGGCGGCUCUAGCUCUGCGCGGGAGAUCCGCGUGUUUGAAUUUCGCCGACUCCGCCUGGCGUCUCCCGGUGCCGGAGUCAAACCACCCGGACGUCAUAAGGCGAGCCGCGGCUGAAGCGGCGGAAAUGUUCAGGCCGACGGAGUACGGCAGCGGGAUCACUGUUCUGCCCUCUUACGGUAACGAGGUGUAUAUGGGCUCUGGCUCGGGAUCGGAGGAGCCGAAUAUGUAUGGAUACGUGGAGGAAGAGGAGGAAGUGUCGACGACUAUGAUGAGACUUGCGACGGAGCCGUUAAUGUCGCCGCCGCGAUCGUAUAUGGAAAACGUGACUCCUAAUGGUUACAUGGAAGAAGAGAUGAGUUAUGAAGAUAUGUCACUCUGGAGUUACCGUUACUAAGCGGGAUGCACAUUAGUAUACAUAUGGUUUUUUAAAAUAUGUAAUAUGGUAAAUGUGUGCAAUAGUGUUUGUGAGUUACUGAGUUGUAAGAUUUUUUCCCUCUUGAGGUUUUUUUUUUCUAGAUCCUCUGGUUGAGUUAGGAGGCUCCCUGAUGGAAAUGAAUUUGUAUUGUACUUGCAAGAAUAUGUUAUAAAAUAUUUGGGCUUUAUGUAUC